This is a messenger RNA of Adineta ricciae, 1383 nucleotides long. Lineage: Eukaryota; Metazoa; Rotifera; Eurotatoria; Adinetida; Adinetidae. The record is from the annotation of a GenBank genome assembly.
AUGCCUGGAGUUUUAACGAUACUCAAUGCUCCAGCACUUUGCCUUCGGAUUUUUUUCAAUGCAGUGUCUGCAGGCUCAGGUGCAUCUGUCGUUGCUGCAACUAUCGUCGUUGGUGUCGUCGUUGUUAAUAAAUGGAAAGAUCCAGAUCAUUCAAGUGAUCUAUUUCAUGAUGUGACAGUAGUAUUGAAAUCAGAUGGUACACUUGCAUUUAACCGACCGAUUCUAUCAUUUGAACUAGACGAAUAUUAUAAUGCGACGGAUACUUUAUUGCGUCUCACCGAACAACUAAAUGCACAUCUAAAACAGAAAUUUCCAACUACCUUUGUCAAAGCUGUAACUUCAAAUUUUUCUUUAAAACCUGAAAUAACUCCAACACGAAAAAAACGCUACCCGUACUGCCGUGAAUGUUAUCUUAAACUAAUGGCUGCAAAAGCUGCAAGGAUGAAACGUGGCGACCCAACGUUCGCUUCAGAUGACGACGGUCAUCUAGAAGGAAAGUCUCUUCUACAUAUAUCAGAUUCAAAACCACCGCCCUCGACAACAACAAUAAUAUCCACAUCGACCUCGACAACAACAACAACAACAUCCACAUCGACCUCGACAACAACAUCCACAUCGACCUCGACAACAACAUCCACAUCAACCUCGACAACAACAACAACAACAUCAACAACAUCCACAUCGACAACAACAUCCACAUCAACCUCGACAACAACAACAACAACAACAACAUCCACAUCGACAACAACAUCCACAUCAACCUCGACAACAACAACAACAACGUCCACUUCGACCCAAAUAACCGGCAAUCUGGAGGGUUCGACAUCUGUUAGUGAGACAACAACUACCUCCUUGAAUCAAAGAACUGGUGAUCCGGAGGGUUCGACACCUGUUAGUCAGACUACAACUAGGUAUAUGCUGUCCACGAUAACAGCUACGCCAUCAACGAUUGGGUACAAUAUCAGUAUCGUUAAUUGUACUCGUUCGACGUUUAAUGGUACGAAUCGAACAUCGGUUAUCUAUUUCAUGACUACGCUUUAUUUCAAUGUCACAGUUAAGGAGGAGCUUAAUACUGCAGAAAUUAUAGAAGCUUUGAAAUCUUUUAAUCCAAUUAUUGAAUUAGCUGAUAAAUGCAUUGAAAAGAGUCCGGAUACAAGUACCUUCAACGUUGCCUUAUCUAAAGUAGAUCCACCAUCCAGUGUAACAGGCGAUCUAUCAUUUCUAAAAAACCCUGACACCAUUCCACCCUCAUUGAUACAUCAAGCUGAUUCAAUACCUCCGCCUAUUGUGCAAGCAAACAACACCGGGAAAUACACCAUAGCAACAACCAUUGUAACAACAGAUACAACCACGACAGACUCGACGACUCCUAAUGUAGGAUGA